UGAAAACCACAGGCUCAGUCAUAAACUGACAAGAACACAAUGAAAGCCACAAUGACUAUGAUUGCAGUUCUGGCCGUCUCCCUGAUGUGUGUUACUCUCUCACAAGGGAGGACACUUAUAUCAGCACAAGAGCUUAGGUGCCAAUGUGUAAAAACAGAGAGCAAGCCAAUAUCUCACAGACAUUUCCUGAACCUGGAGGUGAUCCCAAAAGGCCCACACUGCAAGCAUGUGGAAGUGAUAGCCACCAUGAAAAGGGGUCUGCAAGUGUGUUUAGAGCCUACAGCUCCAUGGGUCAUAAGGAUCAUCGAAAGAUUUUUAAAUACACACCCUUCACCAAACACUGGUUUCGAUCCAAGUGUGACCUCAUUUAGCCCACAGACAAGUUAG
Messenger RNA from Nanorana parkeri, 387 nucleotides. RefSeq names its product interleukin-8-like. The record is from RefSeq and is a predicted model, not a curated record. Bases 40 to 387 code for a protein of 115 amino acids. Gene Ontology annotation, molecular function: CXCR chemokine receptor binding; chemokine activity. NCBI's taxonomy places the organism in Eukaryota, Metazoa, Chordata, Amphibia, Anura, Dicroglossidae. Gene Ontology annotation, cellular component: extracellular region. The transcript has 4 exons. Gene Ontology annotation, biological process: neutrophil chemotaxis; antimicrobial humoral immune response mediated by antimicrobial peptide; cellular response to lipopolysaccharide.